AUAAUAAUGAACAAUGUUUCUUGUAAUAAAAGCUAGAGGGAUACUACAGAGCUCCAUAGCCUCCACCCAAUCAGAAGGUGUGGUAUUUGUGGCAAAGAUGAUAGCUGGUUUGAAUACUCAAUGGCAGGCAUUGCUGGGAACUCUUUUCACUUGGGGAGUAACAGCAGCGGGAGCAGCUCUAGUGUUUGUAAUAAAAGGAGGACAGAGAAAGAUCCUUGAUCUCAGUCUUGGCUUUGCAGCUGGAGUAAUGCUGGCUGCUAGUUACUGGUCACUGUUAGCUCCUGCCAUUGAAAUGUCUGAGGAUGUGUAUGGACAAUGGACUUUCCUUCAUAUUUCUGUUGGAUUUUCACUUGGUGGUCUGUUUGUGUAUCUUGCUGACCUUUUAAUGAGCAAACUUGGAGAGUCAAGCAGUAAUGAUAUCCUGGAGUCCAUUAAAGAGAUUGAGGAGAAAAAGAUAAAAUCUUCAAAGAAGGAGCAACCAUCAUCGAGCGACAUCAGACAAAGACAAAAAGGAUUUAUACAACAUGAAAAGCAUAAAAUAGAGCAAAGAGAGUUAGAAAGCGGAAAAAGAGACAUAGAGAAAGAGGAAGAAGUUCGUCUUAAAAGACAAAGUUGGAAGAGAAUCCUGUUAAUGAUCAUUGCAAUCACAGUUCACAACAUACCAGAAGGUUUGGCAGUUGGUGUGGGGUUUGGAGCCAUUGGAAAGUCGCCAAAAGCAACUUUUGAAAGUGCCAGGAACCUUGCAAUUGGGAUUGCAUUGCAAAACUUCCCGGAAGGAUUGGCAGUGAGUCUUCCUCUGAAUGCAGCUGGAGUUAGUCCAAUAAAGAGUUUCUGGUAUGGUCAGUUAAGUGGAAUGGUUGAACCAAUCGCUGGUGUGUUAGGAGCAAUCGCUGUCACUUUGAUUGAGCCACUUCUCCCGUAUGCAUUAGCCUUUGCUGCUGGUGCAAUGAUAUAUGUAGUUAUAGAUGACAUUAUACCAGAAGGAUGUGCCAGUGGUAAUGGUCGCUUGUGUAGUUUAGGAGGCAUGAUUGGAUUUGUUGUAAUGAUGGCACUCGACGUUGGAUUAAGCUAAAGACAAACACUUAUAUAUCAGUCAUC
Molecule: messenger RNA, 1098 nt
Organism: Amphimedon queenslandica
Lineage: Eukaryota; Metazoa; Porifera; Demospongiae; Haplosclerida; Niphatidae
Product: zinc transporter ZIP11-like
Exons: 9
Coding region: 14-1072 (352 amino acids)
Biological process (GO): zinc ion transmembrane transport
Cellular component (GO): membrane
Molecular function (GO): zinc ion transmembrane transporter activity
Source: RefSeq, a predicted model, not a curated record